Molecule: messenger RNA, 165 nt
Organism: Sphaeroforma arctica JP610
Lineage: Eukaryota; Ichthyosporea; Ichthyophonida
Exons: 1
Source: RefSeq, a predicted model, not a curated record
CUCAACAAUUCGCGUGGCCGCCAGAUUGACCCAGAACAGCUGUGUGAAGACGCCUGCCGUUCUGUUGUUGUGGUGGUCCGAGCGCAGCAGCACACCACACAGCAGCCAGGAGAAGGCGUAAGACAGGUCACUGAGUAUGUGGUAGUAGGCGAUGUCUUGGCUCGG